Tarenaya hassleriana is the source of this 1450-nucleotide messenger RNA. RefSeq names its product eukaryotic translation initiation factor 4B3. Gene Ontology annotation, molecular function: translation initiation factor activity; mRNA binding. The transcript is spliced from 2 exons. Bases 79 to 1227 code for a protein of 382 amino acids. NCBI's taxonomy places the organism in Eukaryota, Viridiplantae, Streptophyta, Magnoliopsida, Brassicales, Cleomaceae. The record is from RefSeq and is a predicted model, not a curated record.
UGGGACUCACGCAUUGCUUGACAGCCAUUCCUUUCUAGACUUUGGCGAGAGAAACAGAAGACAACGGAGAAACCUACCAUGGCGGCCGUAGUAUCAUCCGCUUGGGGAAAGCCCGGCUCCUGGGCCCUUGAAGCAGAGGAACACGAAGCCGAGCUCCAGCAACAAGCGCCGCCUCUUAAGCAGGGCUCCGCCGCCGAUGAUUCCGCCGAUUUUCCCUCCCUCGCCACCGCCGCCGCCGCCGCCGCCACCAAGACUAAGAAGAAGAAGGGACAGACCAUAUCUCUGGCUGAAUUCAACGCCUUUGGCUCUGCUAAGGCGGCGGCGCCUUCGCCGCAGGCCGAGCGUCUCACGCCCGACGAGCUCAUAUCCCUUCCGACUGGUCCGCGGGAGCGCUCCGCCGAGGAGCUCGACAGAUCUAAGCUUGGAGGCGGCUUCAGGAGCUACGGAUCUGGUAGUCGUUACGGGGAUGAGUCGUCGAACUCGAGGUGGGGAUCUAGGGUUUCUGAAGAAGGAGGGAGGAGAGGCGGCGGGUUUAACAAGGAAUCAAGCAGGGAUUUCGCUCCAUCGCGUGCUGAUGAAACCGACAACUGGGCCGCCGCGAAGAAACCGAUUGGUAACGGAUUCGAGAGGAGAGAGAGAGGGGGAUUCUUCGAAUCUCAGUCGAAGGCUGACGAAGCCGACAGCUGGGUGACGAGUAAGCCCUCGGAGCCCCGGAGAUUCGGUUCUAGCAACGGUGGCAACAGGUUCGAGAGUAGAGGAAGUUUUGAUUCGUUGUCGAGGAACAGGGAGUCCGAUGCGGACAGCUGGGGAAGGAAGAGAGAGGAGACCGGCGGUUCACGGCCGAGGCUGGUGUUGCAGCCCCGUUCGCUGCCGGUCACGAACGGAAAGCCUGACGACCCUGUAACUGUAGAGAAACCCAAGGGGGGCAAUCCUUUUGGGAACGCCAGACCUAGAGAAGAGGUUCUCGCGGAGAAGGGCAAAGACUGGAAAGAGAUCGAUGAGAAGCUUGAGGCCGUGAAGUUGAAGGACGUUGCCGCCGAGAAGCCCGGCGAAGGGCCGGUCGGAAGAAGGGGCUUUGAUAUUGGCAAUGGGCUUCAGGACGCCCGUACCGAGAGAAGUUGGAGGAAAAGCGUGGUGAAUUCUGAGGAGGCAGCAGCUGCACAGGAAGAGCCGGAGGAGGAGGAGCCAACGGCUGCUGCAGACGAGACAAAGCAAGAGACAGACUAAAGACAGGAGCUUUAUUUUUCUGAGUGUUAAAUGUUGGUUGGUACUUGGUGUUAGAACUUGUCCUCUUUUAGAAAAUUUUGGUAGGCUCUUCCUUUACUCUCUCUUCUGGGUUUUGAGUCAUUUGUUGAAUAGUGGGUUUGGACACACUUGCAUUUUAGGGUCUCUGCCCCUUUUAUUGUCCUAAAACUUGUUUAACGUUCUCGUCUGAUUUUUGUUGAAACAA